Molecule: messenger RNA, 1672 nt
Organism: Hyaloscypha bicolor E
Lineage: Eukaryota; Fungi; Ascomycota; Leotiomycetes; Helotiales; Hyaloscyphaceae
Product: arylamine N-acetyltransferase 1
Exons: 4
Coding region: 261-1214 (317 amino acids)
Molecular function (GO): acetyltransferase activity
Source: RefSeq, a predicted model, not a curated record
GCGGCGGGCGCCUCGAUUGAACGCGAUUUUUUCAGUGGCCCAAGCACAAUUUCUUUCUGUAGUCCAGCAACGCAUUUUGUGGCUCAAAGAGCCAGGGGGAAACAGUCAGAGCAAGCCUCCAAAUGAAGUCCCUCUCGUUCGUCUAUAACCUAAACCUCUCUCAUCACUUCCAUUGGCGUCUUGUGGGGGAUAGAGCAGUCCCGACGACAAAGGCAAUCGGAGGCCUUUGAAGACCGCGAAUUACUUGAAUAAUUUUAGAGAUGUCUACCACCGGACGCAGUGAGGCAUUGUACACUCGAGAGCAAGUCAAUGAUUACCUCUCCUACAUUUCCUUUCCCGUGACCAAAUACAACAUCACUCCAGAGUCCACCCAGACAGAAGAUUGCCUUGCAUAUCUCUCUGCUCUUCAGAAAUAUCAGCUUUCAAAGGUUCCGUUUGAGAACCUAGAACUGCAUUACUCAAAAGAACGUCACAUUUCGCUAGACGCACCGGACCUCUUCGAGAAGAUCGUUGCUUCUAAGAAUGGGAGAGGUGGAUAUUGUAUGGAGAACAACGCCUUCUUUGGGGCCAUCCUGAAGACGCUGGGAUUUGAAGUUAUUCCUACAGGUGCAAGAGUCUUACUUUCCGGUGGAUCUGGUGGAUGGAGUCAUUCUGUUAAUCUGGUCUAUAUUGCUGGCCAGACUUAUCUUAUCGACGUCGGAUUUGGCGGGAAUGGCCCUACGAGGCCCCUUCCUCUUGUGGAUGGACAUAUAUCAAAAUGGGGAGCUACAGAAACAGAACUGAGAUUGAUCUACCGUGAGCCAACAAAUUCUGUAGUUCAAGGCAUGUGGAUUUUUGAAAGCAGAAUAUCGAACCAACAUGAUUGGACGCCAAAUUAUUGCUUUGGGUUAACUGAAUUCCUGCCGCAAGACUUCGAGGUCAUGAAUUAUGCAACAUCUACCCGGAGAACGAGUUGGUUUACAUUCGAUAUCAUCUGCCUGAAGAUGAUUCUGGACGAGGAGAAGGACGACAUAAUCGGAGCUCUGUUUCUUUCGGGCUCGACGCUGAAGAGGAGAAGGUUUGGGACUACCGAAACCAUUACUGAAUGUGCCAAUGAAGAUCAACGAGCAUCAGUAUUGAAAGAGCACUUCGGAAUAAGUUUGUCCCGCCGAGAGCGCAGUGGUAUCAAAGGCAUGGUCACCGAGCUGAAAGGGGGUAGUAAAUCGGGUCUCUGAUUAGAGACUUUACAAUGAUCUGGGAUUUUUCCAAGUCUCUCCAAUAUACACCGGCUCGUCUAUAACAACUAGCAACAAAACAAUGGCGCAAACCACCUAGAAUCUGAGCUCUCUGGCGACACGCUUGUGCGCCAGUUAUUGCCCGUUCCCAGCCGAUUUGGAUGUCUCGACAGAAAGUGACUGUUAGAAUGAUAGAUCAACCGCGCUCAUAAGUCAUCGGUGACACGAUGGGGGGGUUCAAGAUGGUUUGGGGACUUGUCCCAGACUUUACCACAUAUUUGGAAUAAACUCUUGCUCCUGAAGUUCCAGGCUGUUCUGACAAGAGUUUGAAGUUGGAGGAUUCAAUCUAGGCUGCAGGACGCACAUUUCUGGGGGUUGAAUACCCGCACUCUUCAGCAAUUCAUCCUGAGCGAUUGCUUCCGGCUCUGGCGUCAAGACAUCUCAGCGUCAACUCAAAA